AUGUAUCCCCAGGGUCGACACCCGACACCCCACCAGGCCCCAGGCCAACCUUUCAAAUUCACCAUCCCAGAGUCACUGGACCGCAUCAAAGAGGAGUUCCAGUUUCUCCAAGCUCAGUACCACAGUUUGAAAUUGGAGUGUGAGAAGCUGGCCAGUGAGAAGACAGAGAUGCAGAGGCACUAUGUUAUGUACUAUGAAAUGUCUUACGGGCUGAACAUUGAAAUGCACAAACAGACCGAGAUUGCCAAGAGGCUCAAUACCAUCUGUGCACAAGUCAUCCCCUUCCUCUCACAGGAGCACCAACAGCAGGUGAUCCAGGCAGUGGAGAGGGCCAAGCAGGUUACCAUGGGCGAACUCAAUUCUGUCAUCGGGGUACGUGGCCUUCCCGGUCUACCACCCACAGUAAAUGCACUCUCUACUACAACUUCCCGUCAUCAGCAUCUGUCCCACGCGCACGGCCCCCAUGUCCCCCUCACCCCCCACCCGGCUGGGCUCAACCCAGCCCACUUGGGGGGAGGGGCCAGCCUGCUCGCCCUGUCCAGUGCCCUGGGGGCGCCACUGCACCACCUGGUGGGCAAAGAGGACAAGAAACACCCGGCGGAGGCUGAGCAGCUGAGAGAGCAAGAGCCGGGCACAAGUAAUACCCUGCCGGUUGCUGACAGUUUGAGGAACUCAGACAAGCGACGCAACGGACCUGAACUCCCCAACGACACCAAGAAGAGGAAAGUAGAGGACAAGGACUCUAGUCAUUAUGAUAGUGAUGGAGAGAAGAGUGAUGACAACCUGGUGGUGGAUGUCUCCAAUGAGGAUCCUGCCUCCCCUCAUGGUACGCCCCUGCCCUCCCCCAGAGAGAACGGGCUGGACAAGACACGCCUCCUGAAGAAGGACCCAUCCUGUAGCCCCGCCUCCACAGCCUCCUCUGCAAGCUCCUCCUCCCUCAAGUCCAAAGAGAUGGGAAUGCGUGACAAGCCGGGUACGCCUCAACCGAAGUCGAGCACUCCCACUCACCGAGGAGACUCCACCCCCGGACCCAGUGCCACACCCACUCUCCGCCCCAGCCUAUCCAAGCCCCCCUCCAUGGAGCUACCUCACCCACCUACCGCUGGUCUGCGGACUCCGCUGGCGGUGUCAGGGCCGUACCCCGGGCCGUUUGGCAUGCUGCCUCACGCCGCCAUGAAUGGGGAGCUGUCAAGUGCCGGCGCAGGCUACGCCGGCCUCCACAACAUGUCCCCUCAGAUGAGCGCUGCGGCGGCUGCCGCUGUGGCUGCCUACGGACGCUCCCCUAUGGCCGGCUUUGACCCUCAUCCUCACAUGAGAGUCCCUGGAAUGACCUUAUCAGGCAUCCCUGGAGGCAAACCAGCCUACUCCUUCCAUGUUAGCGCCGAUGGACAGAUGCAGCCGGUACCGUUCCCUCCAGAUGCCCUGGUGGGCCCUGGCAUCCCGCGCCAUGCACGCCAGAUCAACACGCUGAACCACGGUGAGGUGGUCUGUGCUGUCACCAUCAGCAACCCCACGCGCCAUGUCUACACAGGCGGCAAGGGCUGCGUCAAGGUCUGGGACAUCAGUCACCCUGGCAACAAGAGUCCUGUGUCCCAACUGGACUGCCUGAACCGAGACAACUAUAUCCGCUCGUGCCGGCUGCUCCCCGACGGCCGGACGCUCAUCGUGGGGGGCGAGGCCAGCACACUGUCAAUCUGGGACCUAGCCACGCCCACUCCACGCAUCAAGGCGGAGCUGACCUCCUCAGCCCCGGCCUGCUAUGCCCUGGCCAUCUCCCCUGACUCCAAGGUGUGCUUCUCCUGCUGCAGCGAUGGGAACAUCGCCGUCUGGGACCUGCACAACCAGACCCUGGUCAGACAGUUCCAGGGCCACACAGACGGAGCCAGCUGUAUUGACAUCUCCAACGAUGGGACCAAGCUGUGGACGGGUGGGCUGGACAACACCGUACGCUCCUGGGACCUAAGAGAGGGACGCCAGCUGCAGCAGCACGACUUCACCUCACAGAUCUUUUCUCUGGGGUACUGUCCGACGGGAGAGUGGCUGGCGGUGGGGAUGGAGAGUAGUAAUGUGGAGGUGCUCCACGUCACUAAGCCAGACAAGUACCAGCUCCACCUCCACGAGAGCUGUGUGCUCUCUCUCCAGUUUGCUUCCUGUGGUAAAUGGUUUGUGAGCACAGGGAAGGAUAACCUGCUGAAUGCGUGGAGGACACCGUACGGAGCCAGUAUAUUCCAGUCGAAGGAGUCUUCGUCAGUGCUAAGCUGUGACAUCUCAGUGGAUGAUAAGUACAUAGUUACAGGUUCUGGAGAUAAGAAGGCCACUGUCUAUGAAGUCAUCUACUAGACUGCACUGAACAUUCUCUAUACAUGACCAUUCAUGGGCAGAGCUUCCAGAACAAUUGAUGAUGGACAGACGGGCGGAUGUAUGCAUGGAUAUGGAGAGAUGGACCGAAACCUCAUUAUAGACAGAUGGACAGAAAGGCGGACCGAAACCUCAGAGGUGCCGAAUUAAUGGCAUUGUAGUUUAUUUUUACAGACAAAGAAUGUGAAUGGCCAGGUGACCUCCUACCAUUUGUGACCUCUGACCUCAGCUUGCUCUUCUUUCAGACAUGACUUUCCACUCAGACCUUUCACACCCUAGUACUGUGUCCUUUCCUACAUGUCUGCUAUUGCUAUUGUGUAAUUAGUUUUCUUUUCUUUGUAUUUUAUCGGUCGAGUACUUGUAAAAAGUGUAUAUAUUUGUUUUCUUACAGUAAUUGCUUUAGAAAUAACAAAUGUUUGGUAUGUCUUUUACAUGGAAAAUAUCUAACCAGGAAAAAACACUAAAUGGUCUUAAUGCUA
This is a messenger RNA of Salvelinus namaycush (lake trout), 2837 nucleotides long. RefSeq names its product transducin-like enhancer protein 1. The record is from RefSeq and is a predicted model, not a curated record. NCBI's taxonomy places the organism in Eukaryota, Metazoa, Chordata, Actinopteri, Salmoniformes, Salmonidae. Gene Ontology annotation, biological process: regulation of DNA-templated transcription; negative regulation of canonical Wnt signaling pathway. The coding region runs from base 1 to 2340 and encodes 779 amino acids. Gene Ontology annotation, cellular component: transcription regulator complex; nucleus. The transcript is spliced from 21 exons. Gene Ontology annotation, molecular function: transcription corepressor activity; protein binding.